Molecule: messenger RNA, 1173 nt
Organism: Eutrema salsugineum
Lineage: Eukaryota; Viridiplantae; Streptophyta; Magnoliopsida; Brassicales; Brassicaceae
Product: putative F-box protein At1g30925
Exons: 1
Coding region: 1-1173 (390 amino acids)
Molecular function (GO): protein binding
Source: RefSeq, a predicted model, not a curated record
AUGAAUAGAGAAGAAGGUUCAGAUUUUUUCCCGGUGGAUCUCAUUCCCGAGAUACUUUCAAGAUUGCCUGCAAAGUCUAUCGGGAGGUUUCAUUGUGUAUCGAAACUAUGGGGGUCCAUACUUCACCGUCCAGACUUCAACAAGUUGUUUCUUACCGGGUCCUCAGCUCGUCCACGUCUCUUAUUCGCCAUCCAAGGAGUUGUAACUGGUGAUUGGUUCUGUUUCUCGUCACCUCAACCUCAUAAUCCAUAUGAUCAGAAGGAGGAGUCUCUUGUAUUUGCGGCUGAUUCUCAUUUAAAGCGUCAUGAAAACUCGUGGUUGCACUUUUGUGGCUAUGCCUCUGGUUUGAUCUGUUUCUGCCGUCAUACGUGGAUCUAUGAAACAGUUCAUGUGAUCUGUAACCCUAGCACAGGACAGUGUAUGAGCUUACCUAAACUGAGAACGAAGGACUUCUCAAGAAGCUUUUUAGGGUUUGAUCCAAUUGACAAGCAAUUCAAGGUAUUGUGCAUGGCUAAUCCAAAUUUAAAUUAUGGUCAAAGAAUUUUGACAUUAGGAACUGGAAAAAUGGGCUGGAGGAAGAUCAAACCUCCCUUAAUCCAUCAUCCUGCUGAUGACUCGUCUCAACAGAUAUGCAUCGAUGGUGUUUUGUAUUACUUUGCUUUGAUGUGGGAAACGUUGGAAACGCAUCAUGUGAUAGUUUGCUUUGAUGUUAAGUCUGAAAAAUUCAAGUUCAUUGACGCAGCAUCUAGUUAUGAUUGGGGUGUGAAGAAAUUGAUAAACUAUAAGGGUAAAUUAGGUAUGAUUAGUUGGCAUUAUACUCACUCUGGUGAAAGUGAUACCUUUGAGUUUCUUAUGUGGGUUCUAGAGGAUGUUGAAAAACAAGAAUGGUCCAAAUAUGUCUAUACUUUGCCGUGUAAGUGCAAUCGAUUUGGUGUUGCUGGAAUGACAGCUUCAGGGGAUAUUGUUUUGUGGGAGAAAUAUACAUAUAAACCGUCGUUAGAUGUGUUUUACUUCAAUCCCAGAAGCAACAGUACUCUCUGCAGUGUUGAAAUCCAAGGUAACCAUGAAGUGUUUGACAUGAAUAGACAUAGCAUUUGCACAUUUGUAGACCAUGUGGAGACUCUUAACUUUAAUAUUAUGAACACAAACCCACCCACCAGAACAGAAGCGUAA